AUGGCCUCCGCCGCCGCACCCAAGCCCAAGUUAAUCGGCGCGGUCGAGGACUCAUGGGAGCUGUACAGCGACUCUGCCGCCGACUACACUCGCGGCCUCCCCAUUGGCUUUGGCGCCUCCUCGACCGUCUACGCCGCGAUCUACAAGCCCAAGGCUCAGCCGAACCACCCGCCGGUGCCAUGUGCGCUCAAGGUGCUCGACCUCGACUCGCUGCCGCCCAACUCGCUGCGACUGCUCCAGCGCGAGACACAGCUGAUGGCGAUGAGCAAGCACACGAACGUGAUCCGAGUACGCGGCUCCUGGAUGGAGGGCCACAAGCUGUAUAUCGCGCUCCGCCUCAUGAACGCCGGCUCGGCCGCAGACGUCAUGCGCUAUGCCUGGCCCGGCGGCAUGGACGAGGAAGUCGUCCGCUGCAUCCUCAAGCAAGCCCUCGAGGGCCUCAAUUAUCUGCACAUCAACGGCCUGAUCCACCGCGACGUCAAGGCCGCGAAUCUGCUCAUCGACGACGACGGCACGGUCUUGCUGGGCGACCUCGGCGUCGCAGCGCCACUGCACGAUGAAGACCACACGCACGAGCACGGCGCCAUUCCCGAAGGUUUCGCGUCAGCGUCUACAUCCAACAAGACGCCAACCACACCCACUCCCCCAUCAAAACAGCGGAUCGGCAAGCGCCGCAGCUUCGUCGGUACUCCAUGCUGGAUGGCGCCAGAGCUCAUCAGCGGAAAGCACUACGACUCGAGCGCUGACAUCUGGAGCUUCGGCAUUACCGCUCUCGAGCUCGCGCAGGGCCGCGCGCCCAGGAGUCGGGAGAGCCCCAACUCGGUUCUCCUUCAAACCGUGCACAGUGCGAGCCCGACGUUGAAUCGCGAAGGCGGCGUUCACAAGUACACUCGUGCGUUCAAGGAGGUCGUUGACCUGUGUCUCGCCAAGGAUCCUUCUUCUCGACCUACGGCCGCACAACUGCUGCAAAUGCCGUUCUUCAAGAACGCAAAGCGCAAGUCCUACCUCGUAGACACCGUCCUGCACUUCCACCACCACCCCCGCGAGCGCAGUCAUCUCGCGCCCGUCAUAGCGGAGAACUCGCCGCCACAAGACGAUGGGAUUGAUCUCAGUGCAUUAGCUGCUCUCCGGAGACGUGAGAGCGGCGAUGUCAAGGGCAAGGAGCGCGAACGCGAGCAGGAGGGAGGAGGACUGACGGUGUCGGACGAGAGCGACGAUCGCGAUCGCGCGUACCGUGUUUCGCCGGCGUUGAGCGGGAUCACGCCGUCGAGCCCGGCGAGCAGUCCGCCGACGAGCCUGCUCGACGGGAGCGGCAGCCGCGAGAGCCUCGCGGGCAUCGAUACGGCGCCGACGUCGGCUGGGCCGUCUGUGCUUGAGCCGUCGUCGCCCGCGCCUGCUGCGUUCGCGGGCUUCUUGGUCGAUGUGCCCGUUGCGGGGCCGUCGAGCCCGCCGAUACAUAUGCCGCCUGCCUCGACGGCGCCGGGGGCGAGAAGACCGGCGUUCCCUGAGGAUGCGCGAGCGGAUACUGCACCUCCCAAGUCCCGCCUCACGCCAUUGUCGUCCUCACCACCACGUACCCCAAUGUCAUCCGUCCCACCCAAAACCGCCCCUCUAUCCUCCCAACCUCCAAAGGCCCCCAAGACCUCCCGCGCCAGCGCCCAAAUCACUGCCGGCCGCGGCGGCGGCAUCGCCAAACCAGCCAUGGUCCGGCACUCGAGCUUCGGCACCGACAAAGAGGGCAAGAACUCGAGCGUGCGGAGGGGCAGCGACGGCGGCGCGGGCGUCACAAGCGGGUUCUUCGCUAAGAUUCGGGGGAAGAAGGAGGAUCUUAAGGAGGCUGCUAAGGCUACGGGCGGGCGGUUGACGGGGCGGAGGGGGUAG
This is a messenger RNA of Peniophora sp. CBMAI 1063, 1881 nucleotides long. Lineage: Eukaryota; Fungi; Basidiomycota; Agaricomycetes; Russulales; Peniophoraceae. The record is from the annotation of a GenBank genome assembly.